Cyclopterus lumpus (lumpfish) is the source of this 1038-nucleotide messenger RNA. Its product is annotated as heparan sulfate glucosamine 3-O-sulfotransferase 5. Lineage: Eukaryota; Metazoa; Chordata; Actinopteri; Perciformes; Cyclopteridae. Gene Ontology annotation, molecular function: [heparan sulfate]-glucosamine 3-sulfotransferase activity. The transcript has 2 exons. The record is from RefSeq and is a predicted model, not a curated record. Bases 1 to 1038 code for a protein of 345 amino acids.
AUGCUAUUCAAACAGCAGGCAUUGCUGAGACAGAAGCUCUUCGUUCUGGGCAGCCUCGCAAUCGGAAGUGUCCUCUAUCUCGUGGCCAGGGUUGGGACCUUGGAUAGGCUACAGCCCAUUUGCCCCAUUGAGAGCCGACUGCCCCCUCCAGAUCCCGAGCAAAUCCCUCUCCGCACCCUGCAGUUUAAGCGCGGCCUGCUCCAUGAACUGCGCAAGGGCAAUGCCACCAAAGAGCAAAUCCGCCUGCACAACCUGGUCCAGCAGCUUCCGCAGGCCAUCAUCAUCGGGGUGCGCAAAGGGGGCACCCGCGCCCUGCUGGAGAUGCUCAACCUGCAUCCGGCGGUGGUCAAGGCCUCGCAGGAGAUCCACUUCUUCGACAAUGACCAAAACUACGCCCGGGGCAUCGACUGGUACCGGGAGAAAAUGCCCUUCUCCUUCCCCCACCAGAUUACCAUCGAGAAGAGCCCCGCCUACUUCAUCACGGAGGAGGUCCCCGAACGCAUCUUCAAGAUGAACUCCUCCAUCAAGCUUCUGAUCAUCGUCCGCGAGCCCACCACCAGAGCGGUGUCCGACUACACGCAGGUGCUGGAGGGCAAGGAGCGCAAAAACAAGACCUACCACAAGUUCGAGAAGCUGGCCGUGGACUCCGGCACCUGCGAGGUGAACACAAAGUACAAAGCGGUGCGGACGAGCAUCUACACCAAACACUUGGAGCGCUGGCUGAAGUAUUUCCCCGUGGAGCAGUUCCACAUCGUGGACGGGGACCGCCUCAUCACGGACCCGCUGCCCGAGCUGCAGCUCGUCGAGCGCUUCCUCAACCUGCCCUCGAGAAUCAGCCAGUACAACCUGUACUUCAACGCCACCAGGGGAUUUUACUGCCUGCGAUUUAACAUUGUCUUCAACAAGUGCCUGGCGGGCAGCAAGGGCCGCAUCCAUCCGGAGGUGGACCCGUCGGUGGUGACUAAACUGCAGAAGUUCUUCCACCCCUUCAAUCAGAAGUUCUACCAGAUCACUGGUAGGACAUUCAACUGGCCAUGA